AAGUUGACCGAGUAACCGUUCUUUUCCACACGGUGAAGAAUUCCAUCUUCCUUUCUCUUCCCCUCCUCAGACCUGACCAGACCGUAAAUUACCACCGACGUCGCCACCGCCACCGCCACCGCCACCACCGACGUCGCCGUCGCCGUUAAGGUUGCGAAAACGCAUAUGUAAAGGUGAAAGCGCCGCAAUCGAUGCGGACUCUCCGCGCGCUUUGUUUUUCCACGCACCAGAAUAUCACAGACAAGCGCAAUGGUGCAUUAGCUUGAUUUCGGAUUCAGAUCUGAAGAAGAUAACAUAGCGAUUCGGUGCGAUCCAAUUGGUAUUGAAUUAGGCAGCGUUUUGGUGCUCGACGGGAAAUGGAGUUUAUAGACAAAUUGCCAAGCAUGGAUCUGAUGCGUUCCGAGAAGAUGAUGCUUGUGCAGCUCAUUAUCCCCGUGGAGUCGGCUCACCGCGCCAUCUCUUAUCUCGGCCACCUCGGUCUUAUCCAAUUCCGCGACUUAAAUGAUGAUAAAAGCCCGUUCCAACGAACAUUUGUCAAUCAGGUCAAAAGAUGUGCUGAGAUGUCUAGGAAGCUGCGGUUUAUAAAAGAACAAAUACAUAAAGCUGGUUUGACACCGUCCUCAGGUCCGGCUUCCCUACCUGAUAUUGACCUUGAAGAACUGGAGAUUCAACUUGCAGAGCAUGAACACGGGCUGCUUGAAAUGAAUGCCAAUAGUGAGAAACUGCAGCAAACAUAUAACGAGCUGCUUGAGUUCAAGAUGGUACUACAAAAGGCAGGGGACUUCCUUUCAUCCAAUGGAAAUCAUGGAGCAGACAAUGAGACCGAAUUAGAUGAAAAUGUCCAUAUGAACAAUGGUUAUGGGGAUAUGUCAUCACUGCUGGAACAGGAGAUGCAACCUGGACCAUCAAAUCAAUCUGGCAUAAGAUUUAUAAGUGGGAUAAUAUGUAAAUCUAAAGUUUUGAGGUUUGAGAGGAUGCUGUUUCGGACAACGAGGGGCAACAUGCUAUUCAAUCAGACAACAGCUGAUGUACAAAUCCUGGAUCCUGUGUCAAAUGAAAUGGUUGAGAAAAUAGUGUUUGUUGUAUUCUUCUCGGGAGAGCAGGCCAGAAUAAAAAUCCUUAGAAUAUGUGAAGCAUUUGGUGCAAAUUGUUAUCCAGUUCCGGAAGACUUAACCAAGAGGAGGCAAAUGACUCGAGAAGUUUUAUCACAUUUGUCUGAGCUGGAAACCACCUUAGAAGCUGGCCUCCUACAUCGUAAUAAGGCUCUCACUUCCCUUGGAUUUCACCUAGUGGAGUGGAUGAAUAUGGUGAGAAUGGAAAAGGCAAUAUAUGACACAUUAAACAUGCUGAAUUUUGAUGUCACCAAAAAGUGUUUGGUUGGUGAAGGUUGGUGUCCCAUAUUUGCAAAAUCAAAGAUUCAAGAAGCUCUUCAACGCGCAACAUCUGAUAGUAACUCACAAGUGGGUGUGAUAUUUCAUGAAAUGGAUUCGGUUGAGUCUCCUCCAACAUAUUUCAAGACCAAUUGUUUUACAAAUGCAUAUCAAGAAAUUGUCGAUGCAUAUGGGGUCCCUAAAUACCAGGAGGCAAAUCCUGCAGUUUAUGCUAUUGUGACAUUUCCGUUUCUCUUUGCUAUGAUGUUUGGGGAUUGGGGUCAUGGCCUUUGUUUAUUGUUAGGAGCAGUGAUUCUUAUUGCUCGUGAGAAAAAGCUUGGUUCACAGAAACUUGGCAGCUUCAUGGAGAUGCUAUUUGGUGGCCGAUAUGUCCUCUUUUUGAUGUCUCUUUUUUCAAUUUAUUGUGGCUUGAUAUACAAUGAAUUCUUUUCCGUACCUUCCCACAUUUUUGGUAGUUCUGCCUACAAGUGCCGGGAUGACUCAUGUAGUGAUGCUCGUUCAGUUGGUUUAAUUAAGUAUCAAGACACAUAUCCAUUUGGUGUUGAUCCAAGUUGGCGUGGAAGUCGUUCUGAGUUGGCUUUCUUGAAUUCCCUGAAAAUGAAAAUGUCUAUCUUGUUUGGUGUUGCUCAGAUGAAUCUGGGAAUUAUACUCAGUUACUUUAAUGCCCGAUAUUUUGGCAACUCACUUGAUAUUAAGUUUCAGUUUGUGCCGCAGAUGAUCUUCCUUAAUAGCCUCUUUGGUUAUCUUUCGCUUCUCAUCAUUGUGAAAUGGUGUACUGGUUCUCAAGCAGAUCUAUAUCAUGUGAUGAUUUACAUGUUCUUAAGUCCCUUUGAAGCCUUGGGUGAAAAUCAGCUGUUCGCGGGUCAGAGUGUGCUGCAGGUUUUAUUGCUGCUUUUAGCUCUUAUUGCUGUUCCGUGGAUGCUCUUCCCUAAACCCUUUAUUUUAAAGAGGCGGCACACUGAGAGAUUUCAAGGCCGGACAUAUGGAAUGCUUAGAACCUCUGAAAUUUAUGACGACGAGGAACCUGAGUCUGUGAGACAACCUCAACCCGAGGAGUUCAAUUUUAGUGAGGUCUUUGUACAUCAAAUGAUACACGCCAUCGAGUUUGUUUUGGGAUCUGUUUCAAACACUGCAUCAUAUCUCCGAUUAUGGGCCUUAAGUUUGGCCCACUCUGAGUUGUCGACUGUAUUCUACGAAAAAGUCCUCCGCCUUGCUUGGGGGUACGACAGUGUGAUAAUCCGGUUGGUGGGAUUGUGCGUGUUUGCAUUUGCAACAGCAUUUAUACUACUCAUGAUGGAGACUCUAAGCGCUUUCCUCCACGCCCUGCGUCUCCAUUGGGUCGAGUUUCAAAAUAAGUUCUACAGCGCCGAUGGCUACAAAUUCAAACCCUUCUCGUUCGCUGCAUUAAACGACGAAGAUUAGAUUUCUUUCUCGAAUUUCCAUGAUAGAGCCAUCGACAAAGAAAUGACAUAUGAGUACUUACAUACAUAUAUAUAUAUAUAUAUAACAGAUGAACAAAUUGCCACUCGCCUCACUCGUCGUCUGAACAUCAUGAGGAGUCCAAUUGCCAAUCCCUUCAUUUUUUACGCCGAGAUGCGUUUGGAUUCCGGUAUGUGGCCUUAACAUAUCCCUUUUCUUCUUUUGUUUUUGUUUUGUUAUUUUCCCUCUUCCUUUUUCAAGAUUUUAUACAUAUAGUAGAGAAUGAAAUGGCUGCUGCUCAUAUAUACAUACAUACAUACAUAAAUCCAUAUAUAUAUAUACCUAUACAUAUAGAGGCUACCUAGUCUAGUCUAGUCUAGUCCAGUCCAUCUAGAUUGUUAUUUCUGUUGUGAUAUAUUUUAGUGUAAUGUAAUGUAAUGAAUUGUGUCAGCUUUGUGAGUUAGUUAUAGGAA
Molecule: messenger RNA, 3283 nt
Organism: Andrographis paniculata
Lineage: Eukaryota; Viridiplantae; Streptophyta; Magnoliopsida; Lamiales; Acanthaceae
Product: V-type proton ATPase subunit a1-like
Exons: 18
Coding region: 357-2813 (818 amino acids)
Biological process (GO): vacuolar acidification; proton transmembrane transport
Cellular component (GO): vacuolar proton-transporting V-type ATPase, V0 domain; vacuolar proton-transporting V-type ATPase complex
Molecular function (GO): ATPase binding; proton-transporting ATPase activity, rotational mechanism
Source: RefSeq, a predicted model, not a curated record